Molecule: messenger RNA, 2179 nt
Organism: Mytilinidion resinicola
Lineage: Eukaryota; Fungi; Ascomycota; Dothideomycetes; Mytilinidiales; Mytilinidiaceae
Exons: 3
Coding region: 167-1915 (582 amino acids)
Biological process (GO): DNA-templated transcription
Cellular component (GO): nucleus
Molecular function (GO): zinc ion binding; DNA binding
Source: RefSeq, a predicted model, not a curated record
GAGGAAACGGCUGGCUCAAGCCUGCUUGACCUGUCGGGAGAAGAAAAUUAAAUGUGACCCGGCGAUCCCAAAGUGUCACCAAUGCACGAAAUCACAGAGAGCGUGCCGAGGAGGCCUCGCCCAGGGUAGUAUUCAAGACGAACAAUCCCCAUCCAGAAAUUCUCCAAUGUUGCACACCCCAACGAUCGAACACAUCAGUCCACUAUCUGGCAGAACUAAUGCUACCUGGGAAGCACCAUUCUCAAGCCAGCCUCCACUUAAAGCCCACAACACCUCCGAAAACACUAACUCUGUAUGGGGUUCCGAUUUUCAGAGAGAAUUUAGCUCAAAUGCCGCCACCGCCGAACCUACCCCCAGAGCUCGUUCGAUCCACGCCCUCCCGAAGGAGCCUCCAUCAAGCAGCAGAACGUCUUCCCAGCAUAGUCUCUUGAUGGAAGAUCAAGUGGAGUCGAAUUGGGAACAAGAUCCAUAUGAAGCGGAUCCGCAUCUCACAAUAUCUCUGUUAGGCCUCUACUUUACUCACGUAGGGAGUGUGACUUACUGCAUGUUCCCAAGGGAGCAAUUUAUUGCUUGGGUAGUAAUGUGCCGAGAAAAAUCGCAGGACGAUCGAAUGCUGCUCUACAUUCUCCUUGCCAUGGGUUCAGUGUUUUCCCCCGACGUAGGACAACGUUCUGUGGGCAAACGAUUUGCUGAGAUAGCCGCUCAUGCAUCUAGAAAGAGAUUUGGGAAAUUUAGCUUGCAGCUGUGCCAGAGCAGGCUCAUGCUUGCACUGUUCUAUUUCUCACGAGGGAAAGCCGCGGAAGCCUGGGACUAUUCUGGUGCUAGUUUGCGAGCAAUUAGCGCUCUAAAGCUUAACACAGAGGAAGGCGUGAAAGAUUUCCCGGACGAUGAUCUGGAUUUUGGAUUCGAUCGACCGACACUGGAGGAAUGCCGCCGACGGACUUUUUGGUCGGGAUUCCUAAUGGAUCGGUACAACGGAUUCUGUGGAGGCACGCUUUGUUUUAUCCAACCCGAAGAUACGUUCCUUCGACUGCCUUGUCUAGAGACCGAUUUCGGCUCGCCUUUUCCACGGGAAUCUGCACUUUUUGAUUUCGAAUUCUUCAAAGAGCCCCAGCCGAAUGUGCCACCGGGCGCAAUGACCCAUUUGACCCUAAUAUCCGCCAUCUGGGGAGAUGUUCUGUUGUUUACUUCCCGAGCUAUCAAUCGACCAGACCACUCAUACCCAGAACGGUACGAGAAAUUCUACGACAUAACCUCUCAAAGACUUGACGGGUGGCGGAACAGCCUUCCCCCUCAUCUUCGCUUCACUCCUUCGAACCUCGACGAUAGCUUCGUAGCCGGCUCCUCAGGUACAUUUAUCAGCCUCCACGCCCUAUACCACGCGACACAGAUGCGGAUGAAUCGCUACGCUCGGAUCGCAACCUUUUCUCCGUCUACCCUCCGCCGCAAUACCUACCGGGCGAACAAAAGCGCAACCAAAUUCAUAAGAAUUGCGCAGGCUCUGGCGCCUGCAACACGUCUCGAUCGCCGCCCAAACUCCCCUCCUGAAUACAUUCUGACUACACCCUUCUCCGGCUAUGCUCUCAUGCUAGCGGUCGACAUCGUCAGCGCCGGCGGCGCAAUCGCUGGUCUACCCGCUCUCGUGGAGUCCAUCGGCACCGGUCUUCCUGCAGUUGCCGAGCUAGCAGACUUUUGGGCAAGCGCAAAGGUGCAACACAAAGCCAUCUCGUUGCGACUGAAGCAGCUGGCUGAGAUUGCUCUAUCGGAAGAUGAUAGCGCGAGGAGAGGGCAGUUUUGGAGGUUGAGCGGUAGUCUGGAGCCAAGUUUCACGAAGAAAGAUGAUCUGAUCUACGGGAUUGAAGACCGUGUUUUCUUCGAUAUCAUGGAUGGGGACAUGAUGAACGAGGAAGAAUAGUUGGAGGUGUACAGAGCUUUUUCUACCAAAUUUGGUGCUGCGGCUUGUUGCUGUCAGCUUGAGAUAACCAUUGUAAUAUUUCUGGGUUGCUAUUUCUAGACAAACAUAGGUCGGUGUAUUGGGUCUUGCAUCUGCGCUAAGCGCACAACUGAUGAGUAUGAGAUUCGUUUGGAAGGUGUAAACAUAGAUAUUAGUCUUGCUCCGCUCAUGAGGAGAUCACCAUAAUGUAUAGAGUACUCUUUAAUUCAUAAAACCCAGUGGAAC